Aphis gossypii (cotton aphid) is the source of this 2236-nucleotide messenger RNA. RefSeq lists its product as uncharacterized. The coding region runs from base 1 to 2157 and encodes 718 amino acids. NCBI's taxonomy places the organism in Eukaryota, Metazoa, Arthropoda, Insecta, Hemiptera, Aphididae. The transcript has 5 exons. Gene Ontology annotation, biological process: DNA replication. Gene Ontology annotation, molecular function: nucleotide binding; DNA-directed DNA polymerase activity; DNA binding. The record is from RefSeq and is a predicted model, not a curated record.
AUGCCGAAAGAGGGGGAUACGCUCGAGUUCAAGGCGUGGUCUAAGACGGAACGUCUCCCGUUCGUAGUGUAUGCCGACUUUGAAGCCUUAUUACUGAAAACAGACCGGAGAUACGGCGUUAAUACUACGGCGAUACACAAACACCAUCCCAUGAGUUACGGCUACCUCGUCGUCGCAGCGGAGGGGGUACCGUCAGAUUUGUUCGAACAGUUCGACAUACCGAGAGCUCCCGUCAUUUUUCGCGGCUCGGCGACCGAGGACGAUGUGGCAGCGCGUUUUGUCCACGCUGUCAUCGAUGUGGCCGAUAAGAUAGCCAGAUUAUAUAAAGAAGUAAAUGUACCGAUUAUUAUGAGUGUUGAGGAUUGCCGCGUGCACGAUAGCAAGACGCUGUGCGACUUGUGCGGUUGCUCGUUUGGCGAACAAAACUGUAAAACUGCACAUCACGAUCACUUGUCGGGUCGUUUUCUAAAAACACUAUGUAACACGUGCAAUCUCAAAUUAAAAACACCUAAAUUCGUCCCGUGCUUCCUGCAUAAUCUUUCCAACUACGACGCACAUUUUAUCGUGACAAACUUGCCGGACGCUGGUAAUAACAGAAUAUCGGUAAUUGCGAACACCGAGGAGAAGUAUAUUUCAUUUUCGAAAUAUAUAAACAACUCGUUCUCCGUCAGGUUUGUGGAUACGUGUCGGUUCAUGGCGACGAGCUUGACAAACUUGGCGGAGAACCUCUCCUCCGCGAACCUCGAUAAGUUCCGCGAAGUCUCGAAAGUGUUCAACCCUUCGGAGAUGGCGUUGGCCACGAGGAAAGGCGUAUAUCCAUAUGAAUAUACAGAUUCGUGGGAUAAAUUGGACGCUACGUCGCUACCGGAUAAGUUUCAAUUCUAUAGCGCGUUGACGGAGACGCACGUGAGCGACGUGGAUUACAAUCACGCAUUACGGGUUUGGAAUCAUUUCGGCUGUACGACGCUCGGCGCUUACAGCGAUUUGUACUUGAAAAUCGACGUGCUGAUAAGCGCCGACGUGUUCGAGAAUUUCAGGGAUAUAUGUAUGGCCACAUAUCACCUGGACCCUGCGCAUUACUACACGUCGCCCGGAUUCAGUUUCGAUUGCAUGCUGAAGUUUACGAAAGUUCAACUUUCACUUUUGACGGACUUUGAGAAAGUUCUUUUUAUCGAGUCGGGCACUCGUGGUGGACUGGUUCAGGCUAGUAAGCGCCACGCGCGUGCCAACAAUACUAAGACGCCCGGAUACAAUGCCUAUGAACCCAGCACGUCCCUCAUAUACCUAGAUGCAAACAAUUUGUACGGGUACUCAAUGUGCAAAUAUAUGCCGAUUAGCGAUUUCGAAUGGUACCCGGGGAAUCCGGAAGUCGCGCUAGCCCAGCUAGAGUGGAUGAGCGAGACGGACGAUGUGGGUAGAAUUUACGAAGUCGACAUAUCGUAUCCGCAACACCUGCACGAUGCUCACAACGAUAUGCCGUUCUUGCCCCACGCCAGCAUACCGCACGGAUCGAGCGUCCGAAAGUUGAUGGUCACAUUUUUGCGGAAAGAACGCUACGUGGUUCAUUAUAUGAAUUUAAAACAGGCCAUGGCCCACGGUGUUUUAGUCGAAAAAACUCACAGAGUGUUGGAGUUCCGCCAAUCUCCGUGGCUAUCCCCGUACAUAAAUGUGAACACGGAAUUACGGAAGCAGGCUGCUAACAAAUUCGAAGAACAAUUCUUUAAGGAUCUAAAUAAUUCGGUGUUCGGUAAGACGAUUGAAAACAUGCGGAAAAGAUUUAAUUUGGAACUCGUAUCGUGUCCCGUCAGAAUGCGAAAGCUCAUAAACCGUCCGACGUUCAAGUAUUGCACUACUUAUGGUGAGAAUCUCUCGGUGGUUAUCCAGCAUAACAGUGAAGUGGAUUUCUGUAAGCCCAUCUAUAUAGGAUUUUCCGUACUAGAACUCAGUAAAGUUUUAAUGUACGGAUUUCAUUAUGAUGUCAUGAAGCGACAUUACGGCGAUAAGAUUGAUUUGCUGUACACCAAUACUGACAAUCCAAAUCUUAUGCGGUUUAUGGAUACCUCGAAUUUACCGAACGACCACAAGUGCUAUUCGACUGCUAGGAAACGGAUUCCAGGCCUGUUCAAGAACGAGACCAAUGGCCGUACCGUUUACUAGUACAUAGAGCUGCGUGCUAAAUCAUACGCCUACGACGUGGAACAGGAAGUCUGCAUUCGCGCGAAAGGUGUUAUGAGGC